AUGACUGCCAUCUUGGGAAAGGUAGCAUUCCACAUACUCUACGGAGAUAGAAAGAAGAAAAUCACCCAGUUUCUUCGCACUACCACACCUGACUCCGUUCUUUCAGACCUGCACACCAGCCUCGUAGGGAAAGGAAUCACCUCCAUCACACCGCAAGCCGUCUUCUACGCGUCUAGCAUUAGGGACUCACCCCAGGAGCAGCCUUACUGGACGAAAAAGAGUUUCCAAAACCACCUUGCCAGAACCCAUCCGGACACCACCAUCCCAGACACAGCGAUUAAUGUCCUGUGGACUUGCUUCUACUUCUACGCCUAUCACCCGUUCCCACUCCCUGGUGCGGGCGACAGGAAGCUGGAGCUGCCAGCCUUUGAGCGUGGGUUUAUCCUGCUGUCUCUCCAAGGCACAAGGCUCCUCGGAAUCGUAGAGGAUGAUUUCGGUCAUUGCUGGGGGCGGGUCGAGGAUACUUGUAGCUGCCGGUUUAGGAUUAAUCGAAUCUUCCGAAGCCUCAGCCUGGUCAAUUGUCAGUCCAGCUCAGAUCCACAAGUCGCUGGUUUUGACACAUUCAUCACCGACGAUGUGAUAGAUGUCAUACUUACGAUAUUCCCUUCCCAUCCUAAACUGCAUCCAUCCCUGGAGCAGCUGAAGCCGCUGGCGGAACGUUUGCUCCAGAGGAGAACAGACCAAUAUCAGAUGAAGGUCAGCGACUUGGCUACUUUACUCUGCCUGAUAAUGAGGCUAAGGGUCUAUCAACCGACCUGGGACCGGGGCUUUCAUUACGGCUCCUUCGAGGAAUCCAGUCCGGAGAAGGAAGAGUUCGCUAAUAUCCUGGCCCAAUCUUUCUGUCUUGACGACGACGACGAGUACCUGGCCCCCGACUCAGUGCUCCGUGCUUUAGAUAUCCUGCCAAAUCUAGAGCAAUGGUUUCAUCAGCUAUGGGCAACCCUUUUUCAACCUUGCACGUCCACGGGGAUACCAAACUUAGAAACCGAAUCAUCACCAGACACCACUAUGGCCGGGAUUCUUCGAGCAGUAUCAUUGUUUAUCCCUCCGUUCCAGGCCCAUAAAAGAACUGAAUUGGCAAGAAAAGUCAAGUUGAUUACAUUUCAAAAAUGCUAUGACUCGAUAUCCCAGAGCUUGACAGACAGCCUUGAUCUUGGCCAUAUACUUGGGCAAAUUUUCCACGGCGAUCCGGACCGUCGGUCGCACCUUGUUCUUUUCCUGGGACACCAAGCUCAGGACUCGAAAAGGGUAGUUGUGGGGGCAUUCUUCCCUAUCUGUACGCAGAACCCUGCUGCAAAAGAGGGAAAGGAGCCCGAAAAGAUAUGUAAAUCAAGAAUUGCCCUUCCACAACUUCUAUUCCAGCUUCAACCAAGCUUCAGUCUUUUUCGAUGGAACGGAGAGGGCAGCAUGUCUUCGUCUCAAGCAUACGACAGUGCUACAGGGUAUACCGGCCACCCUAACUGCAUAGGGGAUCUCAAUAGAUCGAAGGUGGGAGUGGAGAUUGACUCCGUCACAAGACAGGCUACCUUUCUGCGAGGCACAGAUACCGCCAAUCGGAUGCCAGGCGGGUAUGAAGAGGUAACUAGGAAGCAUGACGGGGCUGAGAACAUUCAUGAGGAUCAGCAAGAGCGAAAAACAGACUUUACAGUGACCCGUAUUGCCAUAUUGAACGUGGAAGGUGGGCCCAAUUACGAUUAUCCUUGGUGA
This is a messenger RNA of Aspergillus clavatus NRRL 1, 1707 nucleotides long. RefSeq lists its product as uncharacterized. Bases 1 to 1707 code for a protein of 568 amino acids. NCBI's taxonomy places the organism in Eukaryota, Fungi, Ascomycota, Eurotiomycetes, Eurotiales, Aspergillaceae. The record is from RefSeq and is a predicted model, not a curated record. The transcript is spliced from 4 exons.